AUGGAAAUACUGGGAGCUCUUCCUCCCCCACUAAUGCUCCUCGUUUUAAUGGAGUACGAGAACCUUCAGAUGAAGAAUGGCGAGUCGGUGCAAGACUACAUAGGCAGAGUAUUGACUUCUGCUUAUCACAUUCAGGCACUUGGUGAAGAACUUGAUGAGAAUGUUAUCGUUGGUAAGAUCCUUCAUAGCUUCUCACCAAAGUUUCGUCAUGUUGUUUCGUCCAUAAUAGAAGCAAAAGACCUUUCUGUACUCACAGUCGACGAUCUCAGCGGGUCUCUAAAGGGGCAUAAAGAAAAUACUAAAGUAGAAGUCACAGAUCUCUUCAUGGCAAGCAGUGGCUCAGGCGUUGAGCAUAAGGACAUCUGGCUACUUGAUAACGGAUGUUCAAACCAUAUGACUGGGAGCAAAAAUAUUUUCAAAUGUCUUAAUGAAUCUAUAAACCAAAUGGUGCUAUUAGGAGAUAAUAAUAUGAUGAAGGUGGCCGGAGUUGUCAUUGUCAUUUUCAGAUCAAAGACCGGGACACUGAGGGAACUAAAGCAUGUACAAUAUGUACCCUAG
Messenger RNA from Dioscorea cayenensis subsp. rotundata (Guinea yam), 558 nucleotides. RefSeq lists its product as uncharacterized. The record is from RefSeq and is a predicted model, not a curated record. The transcript has 3 exons. Lineage: Eukaryota; Viridiplantae; Streptophyta; Magnoliopsida; Dioscoreales; Dioscoreaceae. The coding region runs from base 1 to 558 and encodes 185 amino acids.